This is a messenger RNA of Phaeodactylum tricornutum CCAP 1055/1, 981 nucleotides long. RefSeq lists its product with no specific name. The annotation marks the transcript as partial. Lineage: Eukaryota; Bacillariophyta; Bacillariophyceae; Surirellales; Neidiaceae. Gene Ontology annotation, molecular function: D-cysteine desulfhydrase activity. The transcript has a single exon. The record is from RefSeq and is a predicted model, not a curated record.
GGUGCUUCGAUGUACGUAAAAAGGGAUGAUUGUACGGGGGGCGUGGAGUUAGGCGGCAAUAAGUGUCGGAAACUGGAAUUUUUACUCGCCGACGCAUUGGCGCACAAUCAUAACGCUGUUGUCACAAUUGGUGGCCUGCAAAGUAACCAUUGCCGGGCAACGGCGGCCGCCUCGCGCAUGGUUGGACUCGAACCGCAUUUGAUUCUACGAACGACCAAAAAUAAGGAUUUGGACCGUGAGAAGAUAAACACUGAACUGACGGGCAAUAUAUUGAUGGAUCGCAUACUGGGUAGUAAGCUAUACACGUGUACGCCGGGCGAAUACGGUCGUUUGGGGUCGGACGAGUUAGUUGCUCGUUUGAGCCGUUGUAUCAAACAGUCUUCCAACGGAACGACCCACCCGUAUUCAAUCCCCGUUGGUGGAAGUAAUGCGAUUGGUACCUGGGGAUACAUCAAUGCCGUGGAUGAGCUGAUGUCCCAGCUGCAAGAUAUCAAUUUGCCCUUGGAUUACAUCGUGUUCGCGUGUGGAAGUGGAGGAACAGCAGCUGGUAUUUCCCUGGGUGUGGCCUUGGCGUUCCAAGCGCUCUCUAGGCAAUCAGCUGCCUUGACGAUUCCGAAAGUCAUGGCAGUUGGUGUAUGCGAUGACCCUGAUUACUUCUAUCAUCACGUAGCCUCAAUUGCUGAUCAAAUGGGUCUCCAGAAUUUAUCGGGCGGCAUGUCGACCGAAGCCUUUGUGCGCCAAAACAUGAAUGUCCUUCAAGGAAAAGGAUGUGGCUACGCUAUAAGCACACCAGAAGAGCUCGAGUUUGCUGCACACUUUGCUCGUGAUACAGGCAUUGUUCUGGAUCCGGUCUACUCAGGCAAGGCACUCUUCGCUUUUGUUCGGCUGAUGGAGGAGGAUCCAGCAUGUUUUCGGGACAAAAAUAUUUUGUUUUGGCACACCGGAGGCGCCUUGGGUCUGUAUGACAAGGUCCCGAGUCUU